Molecule: messenger RNA, 1158 nt
Organism: Arabis nemorensis
Lineage: Eukaryota; Viridiplantae; Streptophyta; Magnoliopsida; Brassicales; Brassicaceae
Source: the annotation of a GenBank genome assembly
AUGGAUUCGAUGCCAAGGAAGAGACCCAAAUCGGAGACCAAAACCUCAAAACGGAACCCUAAAUCUUCUCUUUCUCCGAUCAGAUCAUUACUCGAACCAUCGGAAAACUUCUUCCCUUCCAAAGAAGAGUUCGUGAGACUCCUGAUAGUGUUGCUUGUCGCGUGUGUGGUGGCUUUUACCUGCAGUUUCCUCGCUAAGUAUCUGAGCUCAAACCCUACAUCUUUCUGCGAUAGUAACUUUGAGUCCAUCGAUUCAGACUUGGAUUUAUGUGAACCAUGUCCAAUUAAUGGGGAAUGUUACCAAGGAAAAUUGCAAUGUAAUCAUGGAUACAGAAAGCAAGGGAAUUUAUGCAUAGAAGAUGGAGAAAUCAGUGAAUCAACCAAGAAAUUGGUUGUGCAUUUCGAGAGAAAAGUUUGUGAAGCUUAUGCUCGUAAUGAAUGUUAUGGUACUGGGACCAUUUGGGUUCCAGAGAAUGAUGUUUGGAAAGAUCUACGCAGCAACGGUUUCAUGAGUAAUUUAGACGAGUCUGCGUACAAUUUUGUGAAAGGAAAGGCUGUAGAAGCUAUUGCUGAGCUACUAGAGAAAAGGACUAAUUCUAAUGGGAUUAAUGAGUUGAAAUGCCCUGAAUCGCUAAUGGAAAGUUACAAACCUGUGACUUGUCGCAUACAUCAAUGGCUUUUGCAGCACAUCUUCAUUGUCUCGUCCUCAUGUGCAGUGCUUGUGGGAUGCACAAUAUUGCUCAGGAAAAUUCAGCGCAAGCGAUAUUUUUCACGUAGAGUUGAAGAAUUAUAUGACCAGGUCUGUGACUUCCUGGAAGAGAAUGCAGUGGCAUCAAAUUCUGCAGACAGUACUAACUGCGAGCCCUGGGUUAUCGCUUCUCGGUUACGAGAUCAUCUACUUUUGCCUAGAGAAAGAAGAGAUCCUCGGUUAUGGAGUAAGGUUGAGGAGUUAAUAAAGGAGGAUUCACGUAUAGAUCGAUACAACAAAGUUGUAAAGGGUGAACAAAAAGUUGUAUGGGAAUGGCAAGUUGAAGGUUCACUUAGUUUAUCUAAGUUGAAGAAACGACGAGAGACGCAGAAGAAAGUUAGACAAAUUAUUGACUCAAGCACACUCUUGCAAGAAAAUUACAACAGAAGAAUUGCCGAGACAACUUCUUAG